AUGCUGCUCAACAUCAUCUUGACAACCCUCUUAUCUGCCCUCCCCUCCACGCUCUCCGCACCCACUAGCGACUUCAACUACCAAUGCGGCUACGUCUUCACAAAACCAAACGCCAACGUCCAUGCUGGCCUCUCGGCAUUCAACUCGUGCACCGAUUUCUUCUACAACUCAACGAUCAGUGAUUAUCAGGAUGCUUAUGCGUACAAGCUGUUUGGCGGAUGCAAAUGUGGAUUCUAUGUUGGCUGGGAAGAAUGCGUGAGUAAAGUAGGGGGACCGUUUCAGGAGGGACCUACGCGGGGAGAGUAUUGGGAGGUUGUGAACUUUGCUGAACCAAAGCCGAAGUGGUAUAAUUGCUUCCAAGUUUGA
Messenger RNA from Cucurbitaria berberidis CBS 394.84, 366 nucleotides. RefSeq lists its product as uncharacterized. The transcript has 2 exons. The coding region runs from base 1 to 366 and encodes 121 amino acids. NCBI's taxonomy places the organism in Eukaryota, Fungi, Ascomycota, Dothideomycetes, Pleosporales, Cucurbitariaceae. The record is from RefSeq and is a predicted model, not a curated record.